Molecule: messenger RNA, 2232 nt
Organism: Thunnus maccoyii (southern bluefin tuna)
Lineage: Eukaryota; Metazoa; Chordata; Actinopteri; Scombriformes; Scombridae
Product: BTB/POZ domain-containing protein 6-B-like
Exons: 5
Coding region: 587-2023 (478 amino acids)
Biological process (GO): neurogenesis
Cellular component (GO): cytosol
Molecular function (GO): protein binding
Source: RefSeq, a predicted model, not a curated record
ACAGUUUGAUUCACUUUGAUUUUGACAACAGAAGAUGUAAUUAAAGUACUUUGGGUCUUUCAUCAGUAGCUCACAGGGUCUUCUAGUUCACAAUGUUUUAUAAAGUGUUUAUAAGAAAUAGUUUCAUUUGAUUUAAACAUUACAUAAAACAUUUAAAAGAAUUGGCCACUUUUUAAGGGCUUAUAGACUUAACUUUCUAUUGGCCCAUUUUUAAAAUCUCUAAUUAAGAGAUGUAUUUAUUGAAGAGAAGAGAGUCAAAUAUAUCUAAUGAAUAAACUUUGUGUAUUUUUUUAAUGCUACUUUCACGGCAAAGAUGCUCUAUAAACUCUCCGCUGCAGCAGGUGGUGACAAGCACCGUUAACGACGCUUUGUAGUCCGCCAGUAAAACCACAGAAGAAGAAGAUGCUGCAGCAGCAGCAGGACCUAAAAUGGCGGCCGGCGACACAAACAAAAGCUGCUGUCGGAGAGUAUUUAACGGUCACAACUAACCGGCUGCGGGACUCCGACAGUGUCUCUGACAGGAAGCAGUCAUCAUGCUGUGAGGUCAUGAGCUCGCUCGCUCUGUGACGAGGAGGAGAAGAAGAAGAUGGCGACUGAGCUGCUUAACACCUCCCUCCCCGACGGCAAGCAGGUGGAGGUGAAGAAGAGUUUCAUCCAGCGGAGCGAAGCCGAGUCGCCAGCUGAAAACGGCGAGGAGGACGGAGACGCCGUCCAGCCGAACAUCAACACAGCGGCAGAGGACAAAGACGGAGAGGAGACGCACCCCACCCUCAGAGAGAGGAAUGCGUUGAUGUUCAACAACGAGCAGAUGGCUGAUGUUCACUUCAUCGUCGGUUCUCCUGGAGAAACUCAAAGAGUCCCUGCUCAUAAGUAUGUUCUGGCGGUGGGCAGCUCAGUGUUUGGAGCCAUGUUCUACGGAGAUCUGGCUGAGGGACAGUCUGAGAUCCAGAUCCCCGACGUGGAUCCGGCUGCUUUCCUCAUCCUGUUAAAGUACAUGUACAGUGAUGAGAUCGAACUGGAGGCCGACACGGUGCUCGCCACGCUCUAUGCCGCAAAGAAGUACAUCGUCCCUGCUCUGGCGAAGGCCUGCGUCGGCUUCCUGGAGACGAGCCUGGAGGCGAAGAACGCCUGCGUGCUUCUGUCUCAGAGCCGGCUGUUCGAGGAGCCACAACUGACGCAGCGCUGCUGGGAGCUGAUUGACGCGCAGGCCGAGCUGGCGCUGCGCUCCGACGGCUUCACUGAGAUUGACCCUCCCACACUGGAGAUCAUCAUGCAGAGAGAGACGCUCAACGUCCGCGAGGUGCUGCUGUUCCAGGCAUCGCUGCGCUGGGCGGCGGCGGAGUGUCGGCGGCGGGGCCUGACAGUCACACCCAGGAACCAGCGGGCGGUGCUGGGGAAGGCUCUGUACCUGGUCCGGUUCCCCACCAUGACGCUGCAGGAGUUCGCUGAUGGGGCGGCACAGUCCGACGUCCUGACACUCACAGAGACUCACGACGUCUUCCUGUGGUUCACUGCAACCAAUAAACCCAGACUGGACUUCCCACUGGUGAAACGGGCUGGCCUGGUGCCACAGAGGUGCCACCGCUUCCAGGCCUCCGCCUACCGUACCAACCAGUGGCGCUACAGGGGGCGCUGCGACAGCAUCCAGUUCGCUGUGGACUGCAGGAUCUUCAUGGCUGGCCUCGGCCUGUACGGGUCGAGCGGCGGGAAGGCGGAGUACAGCGUGAAGAUUGAGCUGAAGCGGCAGGGAACCGUGCUGGCUCAGAACCUCACCAAGUUCCUGUCAGACGGGUCCAGCAGCACCUUCCCUGUGUGGUUCGAGCACCCGAUCCAGGUGGAGCCGGACGCUUUCUACACGGUCAGCGCCGUGCUGGACGGGAACGAGCUGAGCUACUUCGGGCAGGAGGGGAUGACAGAGGUGCAGUCUGGGAAAGUCACCUUCCAGUUCCAGUGUUCAUCAGAUAGUACCAACGGGACCGGGGUGCAGGGGGGGCAGAUCCCAGAGCUGGUCUUCUUCUGCUGAACCAGAACCUGACAGACUGAAGGCCUAUUAAUCCGCCAGACAGCAGAUGGACUCACAGUGAGUGAACUGUAGCCUGACUGGCUGUUGCAGUGAACUGGAAGAACUGGAAGCUGAUUGGAUGUCUUCUUCUUUAAGAAAUACUGUCUGAACAUUAAAGUUAAAGUGAAUAAAGAUGUGUUGCUGCUUGUUAAAUAAAUUUCUCAGAUGAA